GGAAUGCAUAGUCUAUCCUCGUAUGAAGUAAGUGGCGAUCGCAUAUAGCAAAGUGCCUUCUCUGACAACACUCCCCCGAACAGAGCUCGCGCCAGAAAGGCCUCCUACCUUGGUAUGGAGGUCGGCGACGAGAACGAGGAAGGCUACGAGGCCGGAUGCGAGAGCGACCCCGCCGCUCUCGCGCGCACGCAGUACCUCCAGGGCCAGCGCAGACUCAGUUCCAGUCGCGCUCGCACCGAGGAUGCUGCGGCCUCCGGCCAAUCGGCCUACGUUGGUCUCGGCCUGGGACUGCCCUUCGGAGUCUCACCUCAGCCGCACAGAAGACCAGCGUACUCCGUCAAGGUCGUCGAUGUCCCCGAAAGCUCCGCCAUCGUUGCGGAGAGGGACAUCCGUCGGCCUGGGACUGGGCGGACGUGGGACAGCUGGCCGCCUGUCGCGCCGUCCCCGUCGUUGUUGCCUAGUCCCACCCUGGCGUUCGGCCCGCCGCCGUCGUGCCCAUCUCCGAGCAGUCCUGCAUGGCCGCCGGUGUCGAUGGCGCCGUCGCCUUCGAUGCUGCCGAGUCCGCGGUGGGCGUUCAUGGGUACUCCGAGACGGCCGGCGUGGCCUCCGGUAGCACCGUCGCCGUCGAUGCUGCCGACGCCAGUCUUCUGAUACUACGGCUUGCCAUAUAGUAGGCAAUGUUACGUAGAGUCAUAUCAGAAUUUGAGAGUGAACGAGCGCGAUCCUCCCCCUUGUGAUUCGCGUGAUGAUUGC
Molecule: messenger RNA, 753 nt
Organism: Rhodofomes roseus
Lineage: Eukaryota; Fungi; Basidiomycota; Agaricomycetes; Polyporales; Fomitopsidaceae
Exons: 1
Coding region: 115-651 (178 amino acids)
Source: RefSeq, a predicted model, not a curated record